This is a messenger RNA of Poeciliopsis prolifica (blackstripe livebearer), 820 nucleotides long. RefSeq names its product kininogen-1-like. The transcript has 4 exons. The record is from RefSeq and is a predicted model, not a curated record. Bases 123 to 755 code for a protein of 210 amino acids. NCBI's taxonomy places the organism in Eukaryota, Metazoa, Chordata, Actinopteri, Cyprinodontiformes, Poeciliidae.
AAGCAGCAAGACUGACAGAGAAUCAGUGGAUCCACUCACCUGGACAGAACUCUGCUGAGGAUCGUUCCUCUGCGUCUCCACAGGUUUUCUGCAGAGAAACGGCCAGAGGCUGAAGCUGUGAGAUGGAUCGACACGGACAAGGACAUGGACAUGGUGGAUGUGGUGGGAAGGACCAUGGACAUGGACAUGGACAUGGACAUGGACAUGGACAUGGUCAUGGUCAUGGACAUGGUCAUGGACAUGCACAUGGACAUGGUGGAUGUGGUGGGAAGGACCAUGGAUCUGGUGGUUUUAGUGUCACGUACCUAGAACAUGUUAGUUGUAGUGAGGAAAGUCUUGUUCAUGAACACGGACAUGGUGGUUAUGGUGAGACGGACUAUGGACAACAAUAUGUUGGUUGUGGUGGAAAGGACAACCAACAUGAACAUGAACAGAGACAUGGUGGUUGUGGUGACGAAACCCUUAUACAUGUACAUGUACAUGGUGGGUGUGAUGGGAAGGACCAUGGACAUGGUCAUGGUCAUGGACAUGGACAUGGACAUGGUCAUGGUCAUGGACAUGGUCAUGGACAUGGACAUGGACAUGGACAUGGACAUGGUCAUGGACAUGGUCAUGGACAUGGACAUGGUGGAUGUGGGAAGGACAAGCGGAGACGGAGGUGUCAGCGGGGUCACCAACACAAGAAAUGCCACAAGAAAGGGCGGAGCUGCCACGGGUUGUCCAGCAGCUCCUGCAGCAGCAGCGACUCUGAUUAGAUGGAGACGUUUCAAACAUCUUCAGCUCCAAAAAACGCUGAACUCACUAUGAACCAACAGAGGAC